Molecule: messenger RNA, 5339 nt
Organism: Haliotis rubra (blacklip abalone)
Lineage: Eukaryota; Metazoa; Mollusca; Gastropoda; Lepetellida; Haliotidae
Product: HEAT repeat-containing protein 6-like
Source: RefSeq, a predicted model, not a curated record
CUAGGAAACAUGGCGGUAGAUGGCGAAUUCCUGAGAAGCGAACGAGAGACAUUUCGAAAUUGUUGUUUUAAACUGAGUAGAUUCGUGUAUAAAGACGACGACAGUUGUCGCACCAAUUUAAAUCUCUUAUUGGAUGAGCUUACAGCUGCCGAAAAUUCACAGAGGAGCGUAUCGGAAGAAGAGGGCAAUGAGUUGCUAUGGAAACUUUCAUCCUUGGUUCCAUUUCACCAGGAAAGACUUAUUGCCAAAGUUUGCCAGACCAUAACCAACUUCAAACUCAGGCAUCAGCAUCCAGUCAGUGAUCAGUGUCUGGAGUCCCUGCUAGACUUCUGUAUCAGAGCCCUCCAGUGCUGCAAGCCCUGGUCCCACCCCGACAUCCUGCAGGCACUCAGUGCCUCUCUCCAUGACAACAGUAACCGGGUCGGCAAGUACCAUGAGUUGUUGCUAGGCAACCAGGGUAUCUUGGUCCAGCUGACUGAUAAAGGGGUAUCGGAUGAGGACAUCCUAACAGGUGGUGUACAGUGCCUUGAAAACCUCACUGCAAAAGUGCCUGGUCAGAAUGGUCUGAGUGAUGCCCACAGUCAGCUUAUCUUCUCCAUCUUCCUGCGUCUGCUUCACACCGUCCCCACACAGAAGAUCGACCUCAUCGUGCAGUGCAAGAUCCUGAUUUGUUCUUUGCGUGGCAUCCAGAAUCUCCUUCUCACAACGAAGUUGAUGCCGUCAGACAACCUAGGACCACUUCUGGCUGGGAUCAGGGCCUACAUGUUCCAUGGUUUGUCCAGCAAUCAGCUGUCCCCCAUACCGCCCAGCUUGUACCCGACUCCCAUGGUGCAGUACGACCUCGGAUCAGCGUCUCCUCAAAACGACAAGAGUAAAUCCGACACCAAAGAAAAAGACACUCCAGCUAAGCCAGCCAAGAAAUCAAGACGAAAGAAGGCUUCGAAGAAAGAGGCGGAGAAGGAGAAAGAUUCUGACGCUCCAAGCACCGAAUCCCCGAGGAAGACAGAAACAGAGAGUACAGAUACUGCAACAUCAGCUACAACCUCUGCCGAGGAUGCAACCUUGACCUUUCAGACCUCUUGGAUGAAGGUCUUAAGUUCGGAUUCAGAGUAUUCUGACACCGAGGGAGGUCAAGCUUCCAGAGUGAGGUCCAUGUGUACCAAAGUGAGGCAGACGGCCUUCAGCUGUUUCCAUGCUUUAGCAAAGAAUUUAGACAAGAAAAUCAUUUUUGGUUACUGGUCAUCCUUCAUUCCUGACACGGCAGGGGCAGGUAACUCUCCCCAGAAUCAAACUCUCUUCACUUCCAUCCUCAAGGACCCUUCACCCAUGUGCCGGAUGGGAGCGCUAUCGGCUCUGACGGCUCUGGUAGACAGAACACGAGCCUUCCUGGCCCAGGCUGAAGAAAAUUAUCAAGUGAGAACAGCGUUCGUGCCUUUCUCCGCCGUCCUCGGCUCCAUGAUCAAGGAACUCCACAGAUGUCUGCUGCUGGCCCUGGUUGCCGAGAACUUCCCUCUGGCUCUCACUCAACUCAUCAAGUGUUUGGGCACACUGGUGAUGAAUGUUCCCUAUCACAGGCUUCAUCCCGGACUUUUGACCAGGGUUGUCAAACAGAUACGCCAUUUCCUCAACCACAGAGACCCGAACGUGCGAGUUGCCUGCCUGACCUGCCUUGGGUCCGUGGUCAGUAUCCAGCCCCCUCUCAUGGAGGUGUGUCACAUAGUCCAGCCGUCCACCCCACCGGUCAGCACCAGGAUCUACCCCACAGAGUCUGCUCUGUCCCAGAAACCAGACGACAAAUCAACUGAUUCCGGUUUCAGUAGUAUCUCAACGACCGACUCAGCCAAUCAAAUCCUGGGUCAGAGUUCAGGUCAAAGCUCAGGUCUGAACACCCCUGCCUUGGCUGCAACACCAGGUAUCCAGACACCAGUAUUUUCAGAUCAGACUCUGCAGGCCUUUGCAAAUGACACGUCGUGGAUCAUCAAGCUCUGCAUCCGGAACGUGAUGCCGCAGCCACAGGGAGACAACUCCAGCAACUGGAGGGACGCCAGCGUGUCUUUUGAACCACUGCCAGUUCGUCUGGAGUCUCUUCAGGUCCUUGCCAAUCUCACUAACGGAUACUUUCCAAUAAUCAGGAAGAGUGUGGCACUGCUUCAAGACCUCAUCCAGGCCUGCUUCAAGGACAAAGACCCUAUAGUUAAACUUCACGGAACAAAGUUGCUGGACGAGCUGACCCAGGCCAUGCUGCAGGACAUCCAGAAGCAGGCUGCGGACUCCACAGCAACAUCCACAGCAACAUCCACCAUCACACUGCAGCAGGUCCAGGAGUUCUGGGAAUGUCUGCUGAACGGCCCGCUGCCCACCAUGCUGCAGCUGGAGAGGAACAACCAGGUCCGCGCCAACGCCUGUGACUGCAUCUCCAACAUCGGCCCAGACGUCCUCUCCAAUCUGCCGAUGGACCGCCGUGUGCUGUGCAUCACCCUGAUCCUAGGGUUAACUUGUGAAGAAGACAAGCUGGUCAAGUCAGCCGCCGUGAGAGCUCUGGGGGUCUAUGUGCUCUUUCCCUGUCUGAGGGAGGAUGUGUCUUUCAUCGCCGAUGCUGCAAAUGCCAUCCUGACAGCAAUGGAGGACUGGAGCGUCAACGUCCGCAUGAAGGCAGCCUGGUCCAUGGCCAACAUGUGUGACGCCCUCGCCCUUAACAGGGAAUGUGGUGACCUGGAGUUUGUAGAUGAGUUCUCUGACAUGCUGCUGCUCAAGCUCCUCACAGUGGCAACCAAGGCGUCUCAGGACACUGACAAAGUCAAGUCAAACGCUGUCCGUGCAGUCGGCAACCUGCUGCGAUAUCUCACAGAAAGAAGUCUAGGUAAAAGUAACUUUGUGAGUGCAGUUGGAGAGAGUGUGAAGGCUCUGGUGAAGAACAUCCUGUCGGGGACGAUGAAGGUGAGGUGGAACGCCUGCUACGCUAUCAGCAACAUGUUCAAGAACAACCUACUGCCCCAUGGCAAGGCUGAGUGGACAAUUGAAGUGAUGCAGGCGCUCUCCUCUGUGGUGAAAGACUGCAAGAACUUCAAGGUCCGCAUCAAUGCUGCCCUGGCUCUCUCUGUUCCCGAGAGAGGAAUGCCUACGGCUUCGCCCGAACUGUACGCCUCAGUGUGGGAGAGCCUCAUCGUGGCGCUCAGGUCAUCCGAGGAUGUCUCCGACUUUGCAGAGUUCCGCUACAGGGACAAUCUGACCGAUCAGAUCAUAGAGGCCAUCUUCCACAUGCUGCACAUGCUGUGCCCCGAAGAUCUGCCGGCGCUGCUGCCAUGUCUGCAGUCCAAGGGCUUCAUCCUACAAACCUUCAUGGAGAAACUCCGUUCAUCCAAAGCCCCGUUCCUUAAGGGUCCAACACUGAAGACAGCCAGGAUGCAGGUGGAGAAGGUGGGACUGUGUCUGUCCACUGGAGAUGAUCUUGUGGCCAUGCAGCUGCUCACAGAGCUCUGUCUCAUACCAGCAGAAACUGACGAGGAACAAGACAACAGACCAGCCGAAAAAUCAGCGUUCAUGCAAAUCUAUGACUAAUGAUGCUAUUGAUACUGAGCAUGAAGAAAUAGAUAUUUGUCUACAUGCCAUCCUGUAUACUGCAGUCACAUUUAGCACUGUGAUUACAUGUGGAUGAUACAGAUCUGAAGUCCAGGGGGGCUGCUUUAGUAAUUAUUGUUUCCCUCUUGGAGUCAGAGAAUUUUUCUGCAAAUUUCGGACAAUUUUUUAUGCUGUUUCCCUGAUUAAAAUCUGCUUCUUGAUCAACGUUGAUGGAUUUCCAUCACAUAGAAUUGUAUCAAUAAUUUUUAUAUUUAUUUCUUCUUUUUAAUUUAUUUUGAUAUGAGACGCCAUGAAUUCAAUCCAAAUGGUAAUGCAGCACAAAGCCAACAGCUUAUUGAUGAUGUUAACCUUAUUGGUCACGUGGGCAAGGUGUCCAGCCUCAGGUCAGGUCUGUGGUUCAAAUCCCAUCACUUGAUGAUGGAGUACAACAUGGCAGUGUCACUAUACAUGUAUCAAGUCUUGAUUUAAGGAUCUUGACUUAGGUUUCCGAAGCUCUCCUAGUGUUAAUAUGAUCGUAAGUGGCAUACAUUAACAUUAACUUACGACUAUCUUAGCUCUAAGAGAGCUUUGAAAAUCUAGGCCCUUGAUUUUACUUGCACCAGAUGCUUGUUGACAUGAAAACCUAGAUGCACCAGAUGCUUGUUUACUUGAAAACCUAGAUCCACAAGACAACACAAAGUUGCACCCUGUCCUGUAAGUUUGUCAGGAUUAGAACAUAGGCUGUUCAGCUGUCAGCUGUCAGCUUUAGGCUUAAAUACGGAAAAUCACUGUUCUUGUGAUGAAAUAUUUUAACCAUAUUUAAGCCCAUGGAGAAAAUCCUGUAUUUUAGCCCUAGGGCUAAAUUUUGCGUGGGCCUAAAUACAUGAAUUCCCAGUAGUGGCUAAAGUGUUGGCUCAUCAUGCCAAAGCCCGGGUUCCAUUCCCUACAUGGGUACAAUGUGUGAAGCCCAUUUCUGGUGUCCCCUGCCAUGAUGUUGCUGGAAUAUUGCUAAAAGCGGCAUAAAAACGUUCUCACUCACUGAAUGCAGAGAUAUGUAUGGUAUCACUACAUCAGAAAUGUAUGUCACUACAUCAGAAACGUGUCCAGCGAAUCCUGGGAACAGUGGACCAAUAUUUUCUGGGGACCAUCGACAGUAAACAGGGACGGUUAUGUUCCUUACGAAUGUCAUAUUAGGCCUUUAGUUGCUUGUAAUCAUUCUCAAAAUCUUCAUCAGGAAGCAGUGUAUCAGGAGUGACACAGUAUGAGGUCAACAUUACUAAGCAUGUAAAAAAGCUGGUAGUGAUGACCUUAACUGAAGAUAGUAUUUAUGUUGUUUCCAUUAAUGCCUUAUUGAUUUAUUUUAAUAUUCAAUGUCCUAGGUACUUCAAUGCUGUUUGCUUCUCGAAAAGAAAUAGUUGUCCAAAGGAUAUUGCCUGCUGUUCACUACCAGUUGUCAUUAGAUUCUUUUAUCACUCGUCACGAGUGUUUCUAUCUAUAUAUAUAUAUAGUGACGUCUCCUGACGUUAAACAAAACAUCUCUCUCAGCAGAUCAGUUACACCCAUGUCAACCUAACGAUGACAUCACACAAGUGGUACUAUUGAAUCUUAGCCAGGAAUUCACAUCCCAUUCCAAACAUGAUUUAAACUUGAAAUCUUAAUUUGCUCCAGUAAUUGAAAAUGUUCUAGGAAUGCAAUCUGUGAUAUUCUUGAGUUAAUAAGCUCUGUUGUUGACUAUUCUUUGUCUGGAAAGUUUAUUUAAUAAAUCUGAAUUAAUAUCUGCU